GAUAAGGUGCUCGUUCACACACGACUUCAUUCAAGUUGUCAACAGAGAGGCAAGGUGUACGAGACAACUGUCAAUUACUUGUCCAUUAUUGAGUGUUUAAACAAUUUGAAAUGUGACGAAAUUGUACAGAUAUGGCAGAAAUAAUGUGAAAAGAAUAUUCAGAUGAUUGAGAUAUAGAAUUCUCACAAACAUAUCAACAAUUUUAUAUUUGGAAUUAUUUGUGAUAUUUAUUGGAAUAAAAGUGGCAGAUUCUCUCUACAUGAGGAUAUACUUGAAUUCAGGAGUUGGGAGGUGAUGUAGAUUCCUGCAGCAUGACCGAGGUGCACAGCAAUCACCUCCAGCGCCUCAGCUCCACGCUGCCAGAAGGGUGGGAGGCACGUCUGGCCGCAGAGCAGGGCAGGAUCUAUUAUCUCAAUCAUGCCAGUCAGGUCUCCUCAUGGAUCCCCCCUCUAGAACACUGGGACCCGGGGACAGUAGGGCAGCCCUACGGAUGGGAGUGUGCAAUAGACAAACAUGACAAGUCAUACUACAUCAAUCAUUUGGAAAAAUAUACCACGAGAGAUGAUCCACGAGAUGAUCCAGAUUAUGUGGAACCUCCAAAACCAAGGGAGAUUACACUGAGUAGGGACUCUCAGAAGGGAUUCGGUUUUGUGGCUGGAAGUGAAAGACCAGUGGUUGUUCGCUUUGUCACAGAUGGCGGUCCAAGUGUUGACAAGCUUUUGCCAGGAGACCAGAUCAUCAAAAUAAAUGGAGAAGAUGUUAAAAAUUCACCCAGAGAAUAUGUUAUAGAUUUAGUCAGAUCAUGUAAAGUUUCCAUCUCUCUAACUGUAUGCCAGCCCUAUUCAGAUAACUCCACCAAGAAAUCUUCGUUAUUGACAGCUGCUAAAAAGGCCAGACUGAAGAGUAAUCCUAAUCGUGUCCGUUUUUCCGAGAAUGUAACUGUUACCAUGGUGAAUGGUGCUCCACUACAAAAUGGCAAUGCAGAUGAGAGUUAUGUACCAUUCAUGCCAAAUGUAUUGAAAGUUUUCCUUGAGAAUGGACAAACAAAAUCAUUUAAAUAUGACAACAAAACUACUGUAAAGGAUGUAGUGCAGUCUUUGAAGGAGAAGUUGAAUAUUAAAUGUGUACCACAUUUUAAUUUGGUGCUACAGAACAUGAAGUUUCACAUUCCAGGUCACAUGACCCUACUCCAAGAACAUGAAACACUAGCAGAGAUUGCUGCUAGACCAGGUGCUAGACAUUUCCGAUGUCUCUUUCGAGUGAUGUUUGUUCCUCUUGAUGCAUAUGAUCUACUCAAAGAAGAUCCUGUAGCUUUUGAAUACUUCUAUAUGCAAUGCUGUAAUGAUGUAGUGAAUGAAAGAUUCCCAGAGCUUAAAGGAGAGUUGGUGUUCAAGCUAGCUGCUCUUCAUAUACAGCAACAUGUCAUGAGCAACAAUAAUGUUGCUAGCAAGAUCAGCAUUAAAGCUAUUGAGAAAGAAUGUGGGAUAGAAAAGUUUGUGCCAUACAGUCACUUAGAACACCUGAAACCUAAGGAACUGCGAAAGAUAUUGAGUAGUCAGAUAAAAUUAAACCAGAAUUUGACCCCUCCUGGUCAGAAACAGCUGUCUUCCAUGCAGGCUAAGCUCCACUACAUGAAGAUUGUCAGUGAACUGAAGACUUUCGGCAGUCGUGUGUUCAUGGUCACUCUUCUGGAUAAAAUGACAGAAGCCAUGAUCUUGGUUGGUCCCAAGUCUGGCAUUGGCCUCAUUACCAACAUCAAGCUUUAUAUGCUGUCAGUAUUGGCUGAGUUUGACCAAAUUCAAAAAAUUAAAGUAGCCAAAGAAAGGGAAAAUAUGCAGAAAAUUGAAAUUACCAUCAAAAGUAAUAAUCAAGAAGGGAUGUUAAAUCUUGGCCUCCUGAAGGAUGAUGCUAUGAAUUUUGUUACAAUGGUAGAGGGUUAUUAUCGAAUAUUUGUGGAUGACAAUGUUUGCCUUGUGGAAAAGCCAGCAAGUAAACAAAGUUCAGACCCUGAUGUUCCUUCAUACUUUGGAACUCAUCGGGUUUAUGCAGCUCCCUGGAGUUACCCAGAGGAUGUAGUAACUCAUGUGAUACAGUCGGACCAUGAUUCCAAGGAGAUAGCAGAAAAUGAGAGAAUUGUCAGCUUUGCCAGGGGCCCCCCUAUUUAUGAUGGAAAUGAUAGCAACUUCAUCACAAGAAUCAAAGAGGAUUUAGGCAUCCAGUCAAAGAAGUCUGAGGAAGCUGAAGCAGUGAUCUCUCUUGUUGAAGAGUCAGAGCAGUGUGUUGAAUCUCCCAAACAUGUAAAUAAAAGUGUGAUUCUGAUUGGUUCAGAUCUUAAUGACAUUCAGGAGUAUGUAACUGCUAAAGAGAGGAAAACACCAAUCAAACAAUUAGAAACAUCAAAGAAAAAGUCUGCACUUGAUAUCAAGAUUCCAGAAACAGAGGAAACUCCAAAGACAACAAAUGUGCCAAAUGAAGAAAUAUUUGGAGAUCACAAUAUUGAUUUGAACUCCUUAGAAAGUAGGGAGGAUCUAUCUUCUGAUACAGACAGUGGGGUGGAGUCUGAGAAGAAAAUUUCUCUGGACGACUUUACAUCGGGUGGGCGUGGACAGGAAGUUGAGAGCAGUGACACAGAUAGCUGGGGGACUCCAGCCAAUAGUCCUGCUAAAGGUAGACUGUCCUCUGUCACUGCAUCUCUGCAUGGCUUGGACCUUUAUGCUGAGGAAACAACUGAGCUGCCCAGAACAGAGUCUGAUUUUGAAGUUAUUGCAUCCAGUUUUGGUCUGCUGAGUCCAGACAAGAUCCCUCCAGAGAUCCAGGAAGGGAUACUCAAUCCCAAGAUGUUUUCAGAAAGAAGAUUGUAUUUGGAUCCAGAUAUCAUUGAUUUGACAUUGAUGCCACCCCCUCCACCUCCGCCUACCUCAGAACCACCAGAACUAGAUCAGCAAGCUUCAAUAGAAGUAUGGCAGUCGUCAUCUAAACCUGAUGAAAGCCAGACACUAGAAACAGCAGAUGUUGCAGGGUCCUGCAAUGAGAAAAUACAUGUGCAUGCCCCACCAUUUGAGAGGUCAGUCAGUGUUGGUGCUACUCCAGACUUCUUUGACUCUGAUAUAGAUCAGCUGAUUGCACAGCUUACAAUACCCCCACCUCCCUCAUCUGAUGAGUCAGUGGAGCAAGUGGAUCAUCUAGCUCACACGUGGAGUGGACCAGAAACUGUUGAAUCAACAGAGGAGGAAUUCAAUGUAGAGGCAUUUGAAGUUGAUUUGGAGUCCCUGGUCAUUCCACCACCCCCUGGUAUGGCCUCUGUCUCUCUUGACAAAAUCUCAAUUGUUCCCCCAGUGACUUUCAUUUCUGAUGACAACGAAAACAAGAGUAAUCGUGGAAGUCAUCGUCGCUCAAGUUCUGUGGACAAUUUCUUUUUCAAGUUUCCAAAGGACGAGCAUAAUCAUAAAAAUGAUGAUAAUAAUGAUAAAAAGGAAGAAUUUUUGAAAAGUGGAUCUGAACGUAAAAGUAGUGCAACUCAUUGCAGUAAGACUGAUGCUAGUGAGGAUGAAUUGAGCAAUUCAAUUAAAUCAAACUACAAUGAUGAAUGUGAAAAAGCUACCUCAAAUACUUCUGGGAAAAAUAAUCAAGAAAAUGAUUCUCCUGGAUCCGUUUCCGAAAAAUUAAACACUCUGUUGCAAAUGAUUCCUAGUUUGGUGCAGAAAUCAGACAAUGAAAAUGAUUACAGUUGGAGAAGAACUUCCUCAUUGCGUCUUUCAAAACCUGUACCUAUGUAUGACAAAGACAAGAUGAAUCUUCCCAAUGGAUUGGUAAAAACUGAAGUGACAAAUAAAAAGCCUGAUAAAGCAAACUCAGUGCUUUCUCCAGUUCAGGUUGUGAAAUCUAGUCAGGAAGAGAAGCAGAAAAAGGGUGAAGUGACAGUGAGCUCAAAAUAUUCUAGGCAUCUACGCAGGACUAAUUCAUUUGACAUUCCGGCCAAGGAUGAGGCAUCAGAGAAGGAAUCAGAAAAAGCUGUGACUGAUGGUUUUUCCUCUCUAAAGGCAAAACUACAAUCGUACAGAGAUUACCUUCUAAAUAAGUCCAACAAUUCAAAGAAAGAAAGAAAAGUUGAGGAGAAAAAAGAAGAUGGACCUCUUAGGAGGUCAAAUUCUUUCACACUUAGUUAUCUUAGAAGAAGGAACAGUUCUUCUGACUCUGAUGAUCAGAAGUCUGGUAAUGAUGUGGCUCCAAACAAAAGUAAACGGCGAGAGAAGAAAUUGAAAGAGAAGGCAGAAGACAAAGAUGACAAGAAAACCCCAGCUCUUUGGAAUCAGUUGGCAGCUCCUAGGUCAUUCCGACCACACACUUCUACAACUACACAGCAUCACACGUUUCCCCUUCAGAGGAAGGAAGCAGACACACCCACCCCAUCUGGUGGGGAGGAGAGGAGCAGUGGUUUACGAAAGUCUGGACCAUUGAAGGCUCUUUCCACAGUUUUCACUUCAUCCACAUCCCCACCACCUACGUCAUCACCACCUUUAUCAUCUGAACAGGUGCUAUCCAAGACAGCCCCUGUCAUACCAUCCCAACCACAGGAACAGACCACAGUAACAGAGAGCAAAGAUGACAUUUCUCUGGGUUCACACCCACAAAAAAGGCCAAAAGAGAAUCCAUUUGGGACUGUAUCCAAUAUGUGGCGACCCAUGUCCAUGUCAAAGAGUAGCAUACGACAAACUGACUCCGAGGAGACAACUUUCAGAGUGUAUAAUAAUUUUGAUGCUCUCCGUGAUUUGUCAGCCGGGAAAACACCACCCAAAGAAGACACAGUGAUAGUGUCUCAGAAUAAGUCUAAACCUUCAGUGAUACCAACAGGCAUUUUACGGGAGAGAAAGGGGUCCUUCUCGGAGGAGAGUCAUGCAGUGGUAAGGGACAGCAUUGGUAUCAGUCAUUCAGAUUCUGUGAAACAAAUCUUGGCCCGAUCAUACAAAGCAGAAGACUUUGGAACUGCAACAAAGGAUGCUGACAGACUUUUGUCAGAGCUUAAACAAACUAUGGAAACUCUAAAGGACUCUCGCAUUGAUCGAAAGUCAGCUCAGUUUGAUAUGUGCAGGGAUGAGCUUGUCAAUCAAGUGAAAAAUUUUGUUAAGGAUGCCAAGUCUCUUGUCAGCAAUGCAUCACAAACCAAAGAAAAAAUGGCUAUCAAUUUGAAUAACAGCAUGCACACUCUUGCUAAGAUCUUUCUCCAUACCCAAGCAACCAUGAUAAUGAUGGAGGCAAUUCACCAAGCACAGCACCUGGGCUUUGAGGUGAUUAAGAUGACCAAUGCAUACAAGAGCACAGUGAAUGCAUCUCAAGCAGCAGUAGGAAAACCAAUCGGGGAUCCUCAUAUGAGAUAUCUCAUGAGACAAGCCACGAAUCUCGCACAACUCAUUAGUGGCUUGCUCAAAUCACUCAAAUCGCUAGAGCAAAAAUGAAUGUCAACAAAGUUUCCUACAAAUGUAAACAAAAUCUUUAUUUACCAUAACUUGUGGAUGUUAUUUAAAUUGGGGGGAUCAAUACAGGUCAGUUUUUGUGUUCUUAUUUAUCAGAACUGUUUGAUUGUUGAUGCAUUUAUCUUGUUUUUUUAAUGUUGUUACUUGAGUUUUACAAAGUCAGUGUUUCAUUGAUGACCAUCUACAAUUAAAAAUACAUUUUCACUAUCAUGAAAGUAUGUAAAGUGUGGGAAGCAGACAGAGUUCUAAAUGACUGAAUCCUUCCUAACCUACAUACAAAUUAAUAUAUAAUUAAUGUGCCAAUGAUUAAUUGUCAAUGAAUCUUGGGCCAAAACUAAUGAUUAUUGUGUUUGUGCUAACCUCCCAGAGAAAAUAAGUGUGGAUAGUUAGGUAGCAAAUAAAUUAUAUUUUUCUCUCAAACUUUAUUUUAAGUGUACACAAAGAAGAAUUUCAAUCACAAUCUCCUCACGGGUAUAUUUGUAUAUUAACCUUAUUGAACAGAAAGUGCUUGGUGGUGUUUUUUUUUUUCACUAUUAAUUCAACUUGAUAUGCUUUAGAGUAUUAAUUACCUUUCCAAGUCAGUGCAAGUGUCAACUGCAAAGUAAUGUUCAUUCAAUAAUCUCAUAAACAGUUUGUUUUUUUAAAAAUCUGAGGUAAAGGGGUAUAAUAACGUUGGUCAGGUUACCAGAAACACAACAAUUUUUGUUUUGGGCCUCAUUUACAUGUAGCAAUGGUGAAAAUUUUAUCUCUGUUAUUUUGCAAAAUUGCUAUCACAGUGAAUAUCUAUUGAAUGCUAGUACAUAUAUCUCCUUCCAUACUAUUUCCAAGUCUCUUUUGUAAAAUUGGUAAUUUCAAAAAUCAAAAAAUUCACAUUUACUUUGAAUACCAGUUGUUUUACUAUUAUCACUGCAAUAUGGAAAUUAAUUUCUCUCAUUAUACAUGUAAGAAGGCUUUCCUGUAAGUGCUCGUUUGUAUUGUAAAUGUUAAAGAGGUCGUAUUUUCAGUGAAUGCUGUGAGUAUAAUGUUCUUUCACUUUUUUUUUUUUUUAAUGCUUUCAAACAAUGACAAUUUGAUGUGUGACUAGGUGGGUCCAGCAAAUUCCAAUGUGAAGUUUAUAUAAAUUCUUUCUUGUGACACAAAUGCCGAUAGAACUUACAAUACAAUGUGACUGUGAUAUAUUUGUUUAUAGUACCAAAAUUUGUUUGAUACUCAAUAUUCUAUUUGUUUUAAAAAUGUAUAUCUAUAUAUUUUGUGUUAUUAUAUAUAUACUGAAAAUCUAUAAUCAGUUACUGUAAUCAUAUAUGUUUAUAUCAGGUUUUUUUCCUUGUUCGUAUUUUGUUUCAUAAUCAACAUUUGAUUGAGGAAUUAUGGAAAAGCAGAUGAUAUAGAGUUGUUACCUACAUAUAUGUUUCUGUUAAUUAUUUUGUAUCUUAUUAUUUAUGCUUUUGUCAUUCCUGGGGAGUUUAUAUGAAGUUCAUUUUUCUGUGUUCAUAAGAACUUUUAUUACAUGUACAUGUAUUCUGUAAUGUAAGGGAGGUGAUAUGCAAGCAAGUCCCUAUAAAACAAGAAAAUACAUGCAAAGAGAACAAAAUUCACAUGCAUUCCUGUUCAGGAGCAUAGGAAGCAAUUUGAGAAAAAGGGCAACAAAAAUUGUAAGGGGUAGGGGCAAAACAUAUCAGUACUCCUGGACAAAUUCUUCUGUGUGAAUUUUAAAAAUUAAAAAAAGGGAGGCAAGGGACCCCAAUCUUAGAAGAAAUUAUUUGCAGCUAUUGGUUUGGUCUUUUUUAAAACAGAAAUUUCAUUUAUUUCUCUAGUUUCGAUGCUUUGUUGAAUCUCUACAUAGAUUCUGUCAAUUUUACCUCAUCUUAAGGUAGCUCCAUCCUCAUGUGAAUUAUCAAUACUAAUGGUUAAAAGUGGAAAAACUUGAUUAAUUUCCACUCAAUAUAGUUUAAUUUAAUUAAUAACCAAAGAAAAUGUAUAUGUUGCCACCUUUUUAAAGAUGUCAGAUGUACAAAAACAGAAGUACACAUUAACAUAAUAAAAUCACACAUUUUCGUUAAACAGAAUAAUAUAAAUUGAUAAAAACUUGUUGAAAUGACAAGAUUUAAAUAUCAACAGUUUUAAAAAAAACUGCUAAUUCAUAAAUAUGUAUAGAUUGAUUGUGGAUAUUAGGGAAACCAAUAAUAGACAUCCAGUAAAGAAAAUUCCAGCAUAGGAGUUAUUGCCCUUGACAAUAUUUUUAAAAUCAUAAUUAAUUGAUUAUCAAUGGGAAAUAUAAACUUUUUCAGUAUUAAUGGUUUAUCAGAUUUUUUUAUUAUAUCCAGUGAAUGAAAUUCCUCAGAAAGAUAUAUUUCUAUCAUGCGCAAAGUUUAAUAAAUUAAGAUUUUUGCAAAAACCUAUGACAUCACAUGAGGAUCGAUCAAUCUUAAGUUAAAGGAAUGAAUUUGAAAUAGAACCAUGCUUUGUGAGUGAUAUUUUGCCUCAUGUUAGUCAGUUUUGUCUUGUUUGGAUUUCAUUUUUCCGGUGACGGAACAUAAACAUAUACUAACCCUGGUGGUAUAUGUUUAUGCUUUGAUUGACAGUUUAUGGCAAUAAUUUCAGAGAUCAUUUGUUUUAAAUCAAAUACAUACAUACAGUGCUCGUUUUUCACCCUGUAAAAGUGACAUUCAGUGUAUACAGGUAUAACAAAUUUGAUUAAUAAAUAAAACAUGUUAUAAAAAA
Ostrea edulis (European flat oyster) is the source of this 8192-nucleotide messenger RNA. RefSeq lists its product as uncharacterized. Lineage: Eukaryota; Metazoa; Mollusca; Bivalvia; Ostreida; Ostreidae. Gene Ontology annotation, cellular component: cytoskeleton. The transcript has 23 exons. Gene Ontology annotation, molecular function: protein binding. The record is from RefSeq and is a predicted model, not a curated record. The coding region runs from base 312 to 5453 and encodes 1713 amino acids.